UCAACAGAAUACAUGAGGAAAAGGUUUUGAGUUAUGAGUUGAGAGGCAAAUUGCAUGUAGGGUAAUUGUUUGGACUGGUACAUAAUAUCUAAACGGCACAUACACAGUAAAUAAAUACCUGCAGGUAACGUCUAAAAUUGGAAAUUAAAAACAAAUGAUUUCAAUCUAUGGUUAAUUUGGGUUCACCAGUUAAGGGCGCCAUCUUGUGUUGUGGCAGAUGACCUGCAGGAUUGAUCGAUCAAUCAAUCAAUCAAUCAAUCAAUUAAUCAUUAAUUCAUUCAUUCAAUCAAUCAAUCAAUCAAUCAAUCAAUCAUUCAUUCAUUCAUUCAUUCAUUCAUUCAUUCAUUCAAUCAUUCAAUCAAUCAAUCAUUCAAUCAAUCAAUCAUUCAAUCAAUCAUUCAAUCAAUCAAUCAACUUUAUAGUACGUUUAAAAACAACAAAAAAAGUUGUUGACCAAAGUGCUUUACAGACCCCAAAUUACAAAACAUAUACCCAUACACACCAUAAAGCACAACAAAACACUAAGCAAACCACAUGUAGCUAAGGACAGUUAAACGCAGCAGAGAAGAGCUGGGUCUUCAUCAUAGAUUUAAAAACACUCAAUGGAGUCACUGAAUUCUUAAGAGAAUGUGAUUUAUGACCAAAUGAAAAUAUUUGGUUGCUUUAGUUUUUAUUAUUUCACUUUUUGCUUUCACUUUGCUUUACUUCUAGAUGUUUCUUCAGUUACAGGCUGAAACCGAAAAAUGUUGUCCUGAUUUUAAUAAAAUUAACUUUUAAUAUGUUUCAAAUGUCUUUUAUGUAUACUGAUUGUAUUGUUUUAUCCUGUAAUGCAAUUCCAGAAAUAAAAAAAUUAUAUAAAAUGGUAUAGCUAAUGACAAAUCCAAUAAAACAGAUAAUCACAACCAUUUCAGUAUUUAUUUUGUGAUUUAUAUUAAUCUUAACAAGAAUUACUACUUUGUGGCAAAAUUUCCACCUUGACCAACAAGUUUUUCCCAAAAAAUGUCAUUUUUAAAACUAAGUGUUCUUAGUCACCAAGGAGACAUUAAUGUGAGUAAAUAGCAUGAUUGAGAUAAAACAUGUAAUGUGAGAAGAACACCAAAGAAAUCAUGUCCCACAGUUUACUAUAAAUCUACAUGGCUUCUGUUAUCUGGUAUAAUGAAUGCAGUUCAGAGAGGACAGUUUGUGUAUCAGUGUCAUGGAAACACACCAACACAGGUGUGUCAUUUGCAACAGCGUCUUCAUAUUGUGUGUCCCCAUGUUCUUAUCCAUUUAACUCUAUAUUAUGAUAAGAGCCGAUGAUGAUGCCGUGGACAGUCUCAAAUGAAAAACAAAGUCUGCAGUUACGAGAGGACCCAUCCAACAUACAGAUCCUCCAACAACCUGCUCCUCAACCAACCACUAAUUUGCAGCAGUUCUCAGCAGCAGUGGCGUCACCUUUUGCCCCUGUGCGUCCAGGACACAUUAGAGAGGACCUUGUGGAACUGAUGAUGAUACAGAAUGCACAGAUGCAUCAAAUCAUCAUGAAUAGUAUGAGCAUGUCUGUACUCAACACCUUCAACUACACACACGCACCUGAGACUGCAAGAAUCAAUAUGGUUUUAGAGGAAGAACCUGACAUUUACCACCAUUAUUACCCACCUGGGCCUGACUUCUGUUACCCAGGUUGGGUGCCUUUACCCCAGCAACUGAUCCAUGCCCCACCUCCUGUUCUCCAGAACAUCCAGGAACCACCACAACACGCACAGCCAGUUCACACAAAAUGCAGGGACAGGAAAGCCGUACCACCCCCACCUCCACCCAGUGCUACACAGGCUGUUGGUGCUGACAUCCCACCUGCAGUUGAUGACGUUGACGUUUCCCUCCAUCCUCCCCACCACCACCAGGUUGGCCCUGUCUAUCCAUCGAGGGUAGGCUCCGCCCCUGCCUUCAUCUCAGGCAGGAUCAGCUGAAUCUGAAUCCCCAGGACUUGGACUAAGGACGGGGCCUACGCCAAAGAACUUUUCUAUACAACUAAACAUGAAUCAAUAAUUGUAGCUCACUACCAUGUGUUAAAACUUUAUGGAAUAAAUACCAUGUAAACGUUCACCUAA
This is a messenger RNA of Ctenopharyngodon idella (grass carp), 2090 nucleotides long. RefSeq names its product proline-rich protein 29-like. The record is from RefSeq and is a predicted model, not a curated record. The transcript has 6 exons. Lineage: Eukaryota; Metazoa; Chordata; Actinopteri; Cypriniformes; Xenocyprididae. Bases 1296 to 1949 code for a protein of 217 amino acids.